UGACUAUUUUGUGUUAUGCUGUUUCAACUCUGUGUAUCGCGUACGCACAAACCAUCCAUACAUACGAGCUAACUGUCACUGGGUAUAUCCUCGUAAAUGGUAAUGAUAUUUCAUGGAAGGAUGACAUGAAAGAUCCGAAUAAUGCCGCAUUACUAUAUAGCACAGAAGACAUAUGUGGCCGAAUAAAAGCGUCGAUUAUCACAUUGACUGGACCUCUGAAGGAUGAAGUGAAAUGUGAAAGGACUGCUCUUUUUGGCCACCCAGUCAACGGCUACCUUGACAUGCUUUUUAAGAAAAGUGGACUUAGCCCAAGUGCAUUGGCUCAAGACCAACUACAACAAAGAUUACAUACUCAGUUCGAACUGAUUACAGAGCAGAACAAGAAUUCCACUGGGCUUGUUGUCGGAACAAUUUACAAUCAGUGGACCACAAAUGAUGCUGGCAACGACAUGGGUUAG
Dicrocoelium dendriticum is the source of this 458-nucleotide messenger RNA. Lineage: Eukaryota; Metazoa; Platyhelminthes; Trematoda; Plagiorchiida; Dicrocoeliidae. The record is from the annotation of a GenBank genome assembly.